Messenger RNA from Lates calcarifer (barramundi perch), 3104 nucleotides. RefSeq names its product CTD (carboxy-terminal domain, RNA polymerase II, polypeptide A) small phosphatase 1 (gene ctdsp1). Gene Ontology annotation, molecular function: RNA polymerase II CTD heptapeptide repeat phosphatase activity. The transcript is spliced from 7 exons. Bases 569 to 1357 code for a protein of 262 amino acids. The record is from RefSeq and is a predicted model, not a curated record. Lineage: Eukaryota; Metazoa; Chordata; Actinopteri; Centropomidae.
UUCAAUAAGACGCCACGCGCAACAAACGUCUCUUUUAAACGCCAGAAAACUGUGUUCACUAUGACCGAGAAAAGAAGGUUUAACGCGUGUUUAAGCGCGUAAACUCGUCGAGUUAACACGUAACAUGAAGCCAAAUAUAAAACUCUCUAAACUUGUUUAAAUGUUCCUACAACGUUCUUCACAAACACGACAACAACUAAAGGACAGUCCGGUUAAUGAUCGGUGAUAGUUGGUAUAAAGCUUCAUAUCCUGCAUUGUGGCUUUAAGAAUGGGCUUCCUUGAAACCGUCCAGUUCCAUGUUAGCACGCUCAAACUGAUGAACUUGUACAACGUAACAACUUUUAGAAAUAACUUUUUUUUUAGAGACUUAACGUUUUAGAGAAGUUUGGACCAGUGUGUUUUAUCUCGAAGGCGUUUCUUUUGUUCGGACAGUUUCUGUAUUUUUACGCUCAGUAUGCACGUUUGCAGACAGGGAGUGGCAAAAAUAUAUAUGUAUAUUUUUUUGCCAUAACUCCUUGAACUAAUUGCAUGCAUUAGUAUCAGUGCUUGUCUGUGAGUGACGGAUCCAAUGGACCAUUCGCCGUCGAUAAUCACGCAAGUAACCAGAGAGGAGGAGGAAAAUGCGACUUGCCGUGAGGAAGGUGCAAAUGAAGUUUCCCCCUCAAAGAAGCCUCGCAGCAGAGGCCUCCUCCACAGUCUCUUCUGCUGUCUAUGCCACAAAGAAACAGAGCCACCCCCCGCAAAAAACAAUGCCCCCUUAUUGGUGGAAGAAAACGGGACUCUGUCAAAAGUUCCAGCGAAACCACUGCUCCCACAGAUGCAAUCGAACGAUGCAGGGAAGAUCUGUGUGGUCAUUGAUUUGGAUGAAACACUAGUGCAUAGUUCAUUUAAGCCAGUGAACAACGCUGAUUUUAUCAUUCCAGUGGAAAUUGACGGAACAGUUCACCAGGUGUAUGUGUUAAAGAGACCCCACGUUGACGAAUUCCUCAAGAGGAUGGGAGAAUUGUUUGAGUGCGUUUUGUUCACCGCCAGCUUAGCCAAGUACGCAGAUCCUGUGUCGGACCUGUUGGACAAGUGGGGGGCCUUCCGGAGCCGGCUCUUCCGGGAGUCCUGUGUCUUCCACAAAGGGAACUACGUAAAAGACCUGAGCCGUUUAGGGAGAGACCUCAACAAGGUCAUCAUCAUCGACAACUCCCCAGCCUCCUACAUCUUCCAUCCUGACAACGCAGUUCCUGUAGCUUCCUGGUUCGAUGACAUGUCAGACACCGAGCUCCUCGACCUUAUCCCCUUCUUUGAGAGACUAAGCAAAGUGGACGACAUCUAUGAUAUUCUCCAGCAGCAGAGGACUUCAAGCUAACAGAGGCACGACACUAGGAUGAAAAUAAUCACCAGUGGCUGUCGUCAUGGGGCCACGGAGGCUGGUGGGCCACAGGCCGCACGCUGCUUCCCACUACAAGGACCAUGCUGCAAAAAAUACCUGUCGUUUAAUCUCAUAUUCUUAUCAGUGAAAUCAGUCUGCUAGCUGGGUUUGGUGCUUCAGCUUUGACAGCUCUCUUCUCCCAGUCUCUUUUUUUAGAUAUUCUACAUGAGCAGAGAUUAUGAGAUUAAAUGACGUCUGUAGAUAUCUUUUGCAGUGCAGCUGGAGUGUUGUUGUUGUCGUCAUGUGACAGCAGUGACCUUUGUAAGAGUGCUGUAAACCUAGAUUGUGUGAACAAAUGUUCAGUGCCGCUCUACAAAUGAACCACAUCAAUCAUUUUCAUGUCAGUACCAUGUAGCAUGUGUAAUAGUAUUAGAAUCUCAACACACAGACUAUGACAAGUCAUUACAGAUGGGGAUUUUUUUCCCAAAAUGGCCGGAUGUGUAUGUAGGAGAAGUCAGUUAUUAACUUUGGUGAACUUUAACAGAGAGGUUUAAUAAUUUCUUACAAUAUUUUGUGACACAUUUCACUACAAAACACACAUUUUGUCAUGCUUCACACACUGUGCACUUACUGUAUGUCUGCAGAAAGCUAUGAACAAACUGUUUGGUGUAGGAAUUUCCAAAAAUAUAUUAUAUGCUUUAGCUUUUCCAUCUAGAUUGAAAAUAUACCGGAGAGAGCGUAUCCAGCCACUGAUUUUAAUCCUCCACUACAUCACAGACGACCGAUAAGGUUUAAUUACUGUAUUCUAAUAUGACUAGAAUCUAAUUAUGAACGUGUAAAAACCCUUUUAGAUGUUGUCUUAUGUCCAAAACACCACACUCUUCAGCACAUGUACACACACAGAGACGUGGUCAUCGAAAAUCUCUUGAUCUUGAUCUCGACACCUGAAUGAUCUUUGUGACAGGUGUGUAGGUGGAGUAGACACGUGUGAAGGAAGAAGAAACGCUUCUGCUUCCUUAUAGAAGGAAGAAGCAGGUACAGAGACGUAUCGCUGCAGAAACGGUGAGAUUAUUUUUGUACAUACAGUAUAUCAGGAUUUCGUUUUAAUGAUCUCGUUUUAAUGUUAUUUUAUCGUUUGACUUUUUCGACAGCUGCAUAACACAGUCCAGUCUAUGUGCAGGAGGAGGCUGUGACCUGUCGUAGAUAAGUCUGACGUUUGGUUUGAAAGCGCACACACACACACACACACACACACACACACACACGAUGACGCCUCCUGUCGGUAAACUUGAAUUUGAGCUUUUUUUUGUGUGUGUGUGUGUGUGUGUGUGUGUGAAGACAUUAAUGGAGUCAAGUGUCCUGGGCCUUAUCGAUCUGUAUAUUCAGUUUCAGAGGGGAAACUUGUGCCAGAAAAUGUUCUAGCCCUGAUUUACUUUGCCUCAGUCUGGAGCGAGUGUGUGUAUUUGUAUGUGUGUGUGUGUGUGUGUGUGUGUGUGUGAGUAUUUACAUUAGUUUGAGAUUCAAAAGAUGCUUUGACAAUACGUGAAAAUCAUAACCUAUGUUGGAAUAAUGAUUUCCUUUUUUACUGUACGCAGCCAGAGUAUUAACCUUGAGACUCAAGUAAAGAAACUGGUAAAAGUGAGUUUUUAAAUUGCUGCUGAUGAAUGUUAAGACUGAAAAAAAAAAAAAAGACGAAUAGAGAUAUUUCUACCUUGCAUCAAUAAAGCAUGUUUUAUUGAAACAG